Effrenium voratum is the source of this 2280-nucleotide messenger RNA. Lineage: Eukaryota; Dinophyceae; Suessiales; Symbiodiniaceae. The record is from the annotation of a GenBank genome assembly.
AUGGACUCGGAGGCGGAGGCGUUCCGGAUCGAGGUCCUGGCGAAGCAGGACGAUGGCGAGUUCGGCGCCACGACAGGGGAGGCGACGCUGAAGGCCCAUGAUGUCGACCUCUUCUGCGAGAUCGAGCUCUCGCGAUUUCGGGCGGCCGACAGCUUGAAGGCUCAGGGGGUGCUGUACUACACCCUGGUGGAGCUGAACGUGACGCGGCCGCUGCACAAGAUGCGCUCGGACUCCAAGUACUGGUGCGAGGAGGCCAUCAGGUUCUGGCCCAAUGCCAGAGCCUGGGUCCGUGUCAGGCUCUUCAACGAGCUGGGCGAGACGUUUUGGCAAGCACGAGCGGUGCUGAUGAUGGUGAACGUCCUGCACAAGUUCCAAGAACCGGAGGAGAUGCACAAGUUUGCCAAGGAGGCGUUCCAGCUCUUUGGCAAGGUGAGCGACCGCAAGCGCCAGGGCAUGUCGCUGCAUGGCACCAGCCUGGCGCACCUCGGGGAGGGCAACACGGCAGCGGCGGUGGAGACGGCCGUGCAGGCGCUGGCGAUCUACCGCGACAUUGGGGAUCGGCGCCUGGAGAUCGCAGAGCUGAAGACCAUCGCUAUGUGGCGCAUGACCCUCGAGGGAAACCAAGGACGCAUCGCGGCGCGGGAGGCGCUGGAGGCGCUGGAGCUGUCGCGGAAGUACCCCGAGCCCAACCAGGAGACAAUCACGCUGCAUGUUGCAUUGCAGGCGCUGCUUCACAUAGGUGAGAAGAAGCAGGCGCUGAAGGCUGCCCAGAUCUCCUUGAAGCGCUUCGAGGGCGACCCACGGCUGCAAAUGGAGACGACCACGCUGAAGGUCUUCGUGGACGAGCUCCAGGGCAAGAAGACGGAGAACGAGACGGACCUCAUGGAAGGCCUCAAGUCUCGCAAGCAGAAGAUGCACAUCAUGGUCGACUUGGCCAGGUCUCAUGUGAGCCACGGCCGUCCAGAUGAUGCAGAGCCGCUGGCCAAGGAAGGCCUGGAGAUGGCCCGCGAGUUUAAGAAGACCCUGCGGGAGGCCCAGGCGCUGCGGAUCCUGGCGCAGAUCAACCUGGCCCGUCGCAACCACUUCGAGGCCAUCUCGUUGGCCAAGAAGGCCAAGAAGAUCUCGGAGAAGGACAACGACAAGGAGAGCCUGGUCACCACCUGGCUAUUGCUGGCGCAGUGCCAUGCUGCGGCCAAGAACUUUGAUGAGGCGCAGAUUUGCUGCCGCGAGGCGCACGGCAUCUGUGAGGAGACGCAGAACUUCCAGCAGGAAUUGGAGGUGUGGCAUCAGGUGGUGGAGCUGCACAUGGCCACCAGCCACAAUGACGCCGCGCUGCAGGCGGCGGCCAAGCGCCUGGAGGUGGCCCAGAGGAACAAGGCCUCCAUCAAGGACCAGGUUGAGUCUCUGGAUGUGAUUUGCUCCCUCUUCCUGAUGACGAAAAACAUCCCCGAGGCAGAGAAGUCAGCCGCGGAGAUGCUCCGGAUGGCCAAGCUGAACGAAAGCCUGAUCGAUCUGGAGAUCGCUGCCCUGGUGCAGAUGGUCCAGGUAAACAUCAUGCGGCUCUCGGAGGGCCAAGGAGGCAGCACCUCUGCUGGCAAGGCGAUGCAGUACGCGGAGCAGGCCUGGGGUCUGGCCUCGAGGGAUUCAGCGGGCCCAGAGUACAAGAGCUCGGCGAAGUACUGGCAGGCCGAGAGCCUUGUGGCCACGGGCCGGCUACCGCAGGCGCUUACGGCAUCCCGGGAGGCGGAAGCCUUCUUCAUGCAGCUGCCCACUGACAACGGAGGCCGGUUCAGGAGCAUCCUGCUGCAGGCGCGCCUGGAGAAGGCGCUGGGCCGGACUGCGGAGGCCCAGCAGAGCGCGCAACGCGCCAUCAAAAUGGCAGAAGCCGCGGGGCACAAGGCCAACGAGAAGAUGGCCCGAGAAGAGCUGGUUCGGAUCAAUCGCCCACAGCCUACGGAUGAGGAUGACGAGGACGACGUGCCAAGGCCCGCUUCUGUGGCGGCAGCCACGGGCCAGCGGUCCGCGGGGCUGGACCGAGACAGCGUGCAGAGCAAGCUGAUGCAGCACGUGCGCAAUGUGCUGACGGAGGACGAGAAUGUGGCUACCGAAACCCCUCUGAUGGAAAUGGGCCUUGACAGCCUGUCCGCCAUGGACUUGCAGAACCUUAUUGCGACUUCCUUCCCCUUCAGCGGCGCGUCCAACACGAUCCUGUUUGACUAUCCCACUGUGCGGGAGUUGACCGAGCACCUGGUGGAAGAGAGCAAGCUUGCAGGUCUGUAG